This is a messenger RNA of Phyllostomus hastatus (greater spear-nosed bat), 2108 nucleotides long. RefSeq names its product cyclin B1 interacting protein 1 (gene CCNB1IP1). NCBI's taxonomy places the organism in Eukaryota, Metazoa, Chordata, Mammalia, Chiroptera, Phyllostomidae. Gene Ontology annotation, cellular component: synaptonemal complex. The transcript has 8 exons. The coding region runs from base 580 to 1410 and encodes 276 amino acids. Gene Ontology annotation, biological process: reciprocal meiotic recombination. The record is from RefSeq and is a predicted model, not a curated record. Gene Ontology annotation, molecular function: ubiquitin protein ligase activity.
ACUUCUUAAAGCCACUUCCUGUGUCUCAGCUUUCUCUCUCUCCAGUUAGUGGUGGUGUGAUGAGGCUGGGUAGUUGAUAGAUCCUAUAGUUCAACUCUGUUCCUAGAUACACUAGAAGAUGGAUUCAUCUGACACCAGAAAAAUGAAAUUUCAGGAGGCCAGAACUGGAUAUCAGUUUUUUUUCUAGAAACUUCUUUCCCAGCCUUGAAACUCUUGGGUGCUGUAAGUCCUGGAUAUACAACAUGCCAUCUGCAUUUUUCUUUUAUGUAUGAAGAUGAAGAUGAUUCUUCAAAUUAAGAGGGUAGCUGACUUCUCAUCAGAAUCAUUUACAGAAUCAACUUGCAAAAAAUAUAAAAGGCUGCAAACAAAGGAAAAAGGCUUGGUAUCCGUCAUGUUGCCGAUUCAUUGGAUUGCAUCUUACAAAUUCAUACUGGACUCACAUCAUCCGGAAAGAGGACUACAAAAAACAGCAUUAAGGCUUAUCUCCGGAGGACCCCUCCUCAGUCGAAAUCACGCAGUUAGUACAGAUCAGGAAAAGUAACAGGACUCAUUUUGGAAUCUAGGACCUCAAUAUCUGUUAUGUCUUUGUGUGAAGACAUGCUGCUUUGUAAUUAUCGAAAAUGUCGCAUCAAACUCUCUGGUUAUGCAUGGGUCACUGCCUGCUCUCACAUUUUCUGUGAUCAGCAUGGCAGUGGCGAGUUUAGUCGUUCACCAGCUAUCUGCCCUGCCUGCAACAGUACCCUUUCUGGAAAGCUAGAUAUUGUCCGCACGGAACUCAGUCCAUCAGAGGAAUAUAAAGCCAUGGUGCUGGCUGGUCUUCGACCUGAGAUUGUGUUGGACAUUAGCUCCCGAGCACUGGCCUUCUGGACAUACCAGGUACAUCAGGAGCGUCUCUAUCAAGAAUACAAAUUCAGCAAGGCUGAGGGCCAUCUGAAGCAGAUCGAGAAGAUAUAUACUCAGCAAAUACAAAGCAAGGAUGUAGAAUUGACCUCUAUGAAAGGGGAAGUCACCUCCAUGAAGAAAGUGCUAGAAGAAUAUAAGAAAAAGUUCAGUGACAUCUCUGAGAAACUUAUGGAGCGAAAUCGUCAGUAUCAAAAGCUCCAAGGCCUCUAUGAUAGCCUUAGGCUACGAAACAUCACUAUUGCUAACCAGGAAGGUACCCUUGAGCCAUCCAUGAUUUCACAAUCUGGUAUUUUUGGCUUCCCAUUAGGGAACAAAUCCAAGUUUCCUUUGGACAGUACACCAGUUCAAAAUCGUGGUGGUGGAGAUGGAGAUUUUCAGUUCAGACCAUUUUUUGUGGGUUCUCCCACAGCACCCGAACCCAGCAACAACUUUUUUAGUUUUGCAUCCCCAAGUCAUGAAUUAGAGCAACAAGCCUCUAGCAGGGCCUUUAAAGUAAAAAGAAUUUAAUUUACAGAUUGUUUUCCUGUUUAGUUUCAGUGACUUCAUUUAGUAAAUAAUCUUUGUUUUAGAUAGGAGUCACCAACUUCUCUGUGUGCUAUUAAGUCUUUAAAGUUGUCUUCACACUUUUAAGAAACUCAGUGGCACUGAGGAUGGCUUUAGAAUCUGAUUUCUUCUUCUGUUUCCGUUAUUUAAGAGCAUGAGCAUUUUAUUAAACUCAAUUUCAUUGUGAGCCUUUGCGUUUUUGCUAGUAGUGGAAAGAUUACAAUAUUAUUGGGUGUUUUGUAGAUCACAGUAUGUUUCUGUCUGAGCUAUUUCUGACUGAACUAUAUGUUUAUGCAUAUGCAUGAAAGCACCUAUAUUAUAUACUAUAUGUCACUUUGGGUUUUGGCAUUUAUGCCUAUAUAUAUAUAUUCACUUAUGUUGAUAUUUUGCUAUAUUUGCUAGUAAAUUUAUGUGAAGAUUUUGGCCUCAGGAAAUAGUAAGGCGUGUCUGCAGUUAUUUGUGUUUAUACAUUCAUUUCUAUAUGGUUAUGUAUUUGCCUUUGUAUUAACUUGUAUGGAGUGUUUGUGCUUAUGUCAGUGAAUGAGAGUACAAUUUGAUGUACAUAUGAUCAGUCCUUAUUUCUACUUAAAAAUAGUUUACAUUGAUAAAGUUAUUUUGUGAAGUUGAUUUUUGACUUUAUUUAAAAAUAAAAUUGCUCUUUC